AUGCGGUCUCUCAUCACCAUACUUGGCCUGCUUACCCAGUUCACCACCGCGGCGACCUGUAACGGACAUGACGAGCUCUGCGACAGGCAAUACAGCAACAUCACCUUUGUCGGGUCUCAUAACAGUGCUUUCGUGGGCUACCUGCCUGUCGACAACCAAUUUACCUCUGUCGCAGAUCAACUAAGCCAGGGCGUACGAUUCCUGCAAGCACAAACACACGAUAAGGAUGGGACGGUCGAGCUCUGUCAUACGUCGUGCCUGGAAGAAGAUGCCGGAUCUUUGGAGGGCUACCUAGUGAUGGUCAAGACCUUCUUGGACAGCAAUGCGGACGAGGUGGUGACACUGCUGUUGACGAAUGGGGAUGGCAUCGCUGGAGCCGACUUUGCAGGGGUCUUUGAGGCUGCUGGGAUUGAUUCAUAUGCUUAUUCUCCGGGCAGCAAUCUUGCUUUGGCUGAGUGGCCGACUUUGGGAGAGCUCAUUAGUGCUGGGACGAGACUAGUUGUCUUCAUGGAUUAUCCAGCAGAUGACGCAGUAAGCUAUAUCCUAGACGAGUUCACAUCUGUUGUGAACUCACCACUGAUCUCAUCUCACAAUAGCACAACAGAUGCCUCCUUCCCGCAAUGCAGCAUCGACCGACCGUCCGGGGCAUCUGCCAGUGGUCGCAUGUACCUCGUCAACCACUAUCUUGACACUGAGAUUUUCGGCAUCGACAUUCCGAACGCCGCAGCAGCCGCUACAACCAACUCGGCCUCGUCGAUCCUAGCGCAGGCGAAUCUUUGCGCUGGCCUAUAUAGACGGAACCCCAAUUUCAUCAUUCUCGACUGGAUCAGCGUGGGUGAUGCGAUUGCGGUGCAGAAUGAGCUGAAUGGUGUCUCUUGAGUUAUAUCAUCGCGCAUCACGGAAUCGUGUGGUUCAAAUAGUACCAUCAGAUCAUCUGUGAACAUAGACGCCUGGUCUGUGUGACUGAGGAGUUGGGUGGCAUGGUAUUGUUGUCCUCUAAACAAUCGAUUCCACGUCAUUCGGCCGUGUACGCAAGAUCAAUUCCCCAGCAAGUGAUCAGGGCUCAAAACAGCCUCCAUUCAGCGUAUGAACAGACCGAGUAUUGCAACCCCGACCAAAAUACCGUGACAAGGUUCAGAAUCGAGUGGAUUCCAUUAGAAUUACAACUGGGGAGGAUUUAUGUAAUAGAAACGCUACACGUGCCUUAUUGUCCCGCGUUCAGUGGUAUGCUUU
Pseudomassariella vexata is the source of this 1233-nucleotide messenger RNA. RefSeq names its product PLC-like phosphodiesterase. Gene Ontology annotation, molecular function: phosphoric diester hydrolase activity. The record is from RefSeq and is a predicted model, not a curated record. Bases 1 to 879 code for a protein of 292 amino acids. The transcript has 4 exons. Gene Ontology annotation, biological process: lipid metabolic process. NCBI's taxonomy places the organism in Eukaryota, Fungi, Ascomycota, Sordariomycetes, Amphisphaeriales, Pseudomassariaceae.